UAAGUCAAUCAGGGCAUGGUGCUUAUAUAAACAGCCCUUGAUCUAGGCCCUUUACAGCUACUUAUUGAGUUUAUGAUACUAGUGGGUUAAGACUGGACUUUGAAUACAGACGUCAAGUGGAUAGAGAACUGGAUAAUUGAUUCUGGAUCUAUUGCUUUCGCUUUUCCACAAUAAUAAUGUGUGGUUCAAGAACAGUGGUGGUCUAAGAGGCUCUGCAUGUUUGUUUUUAACCACAAGAAGAUAAAAACACCAGGAAGGCAUAGUGGAAUCAAAUUCUGAUAUAAUCCAGGUCUUUACCAACAAACUGACCCAUAGGCCUAUAAGGAGACAAGACUCUCGUAUAUGACAUGUUUUUGCAGUUCAUGUCAUACAGUGUAAUAAUUGACAGAGUUACAAUUUAUUGUAUAUCUAAACAAUAGUUUAUGGCUUUGCAGGAUGUAUGCGGCUUGCACAACCCCCCUCUGUUUCCUCAAUGGACUGCUCCACUCUCACGGUCCUUUAUGCCGGAAGAUUCCACUCAUCUGUCCGGAGGGGGGAUUCACGGAGAAGCUUUUUCUACAAGGCUGCCUGGGAGGGGCGGCUUGAGUCCUCUGGAGUUUUACAUGCCGAUAGCUGAAUACCUCACAGAGAGCCCAAUAAACUUUGGUCAAACUAGCCUCAGUUCAGCGCCAACGAAGUUACUGGAAAUAGACCAUCUUCACCCCUCACUGCCGUCCAUCUCUCUUCCUCCACCCACACCUUGCCCCAUCUCUCCCUCCGUCCCGUUACCGUUCACUCUCUCUCACGGCACCACAACUCUCGGCUUCGCGUUCCAGGGAGGAGUGAUCGCCGCAGCCGACACGCGCUCCAGCUGCUCGGGGCUGGUGGCCUGUCCCGCGUCCCCGAAGGUCUUACCCAUCCACUCCCACCUGGUGGGCACCACCUCGGGGACAUCGGCUGACUGCGCGCUUUGGAAGCGCAUCCUGGCUCGGGAGCUCAGACUGUACCAGCUUCGACACCACCGCAGGCUGUCAACAGGGGGCGCCGCCAAACUGCUGUCCCACAUGCUGCAUCCAUUCAAAGGCACGGAGCUGUGCGUUGCAGCCACACUGUGUGGAUGGGAUGGGGACGACGAAAAACACGAGCAACCGUUUACUGAGAAACAUUUAAAUACUCCAACCAAUCAAAUGACAGCCAGCAAUUCAACCAGCCAAUCAGAAACAAGUGUUCCCUCAGCGCCUCUAUGUGGAAAUACUCCAACCAAUCAAAUGACAGCCAGCGUUUCAAGCAGCCAAUCAGCUGCAAGUGUUGCCUCAGCGCCUCAACCAUUGAUAGCUGCUACUGCUCAACAAGUCAUCAGAAGUCGUUCGAGAAUAUGCGGUCCGCGGGUUAUUUAUGUGUGCAGUGACGGGCUGCGCCUGCAGGGGGAGCUGUUCUCUGUGGGCUCGGGGUCCCCCUAUGCGUACUCAAUCCUGGACAGCAGUGUUUACUGGGGAAUGAGCGUCCAGGAGGCCACGGCUGUCGCCAGGGAGGCCGUGUUCCGUGCCACCUACAGAGACGCGUACUCUGGCAAUAAUGUGGAUCUCUACCACGUGACCGCCAAAGGGUGGAGGCGCAGAGAGAGGGAAAACCUGAAAGAGGAGUAUUACAGGGAGAGAGAGAGGGAGAGAGAAAGGCUGGCGGAGAGGAAUGCUGAAAAGAAAGCAAUUUUGAGGUCAGAUGAUGGAGAAAUAGUUUGAGGAGGAACACAGGAGGCGGACUUUGGAAAUAUAUUGAUAAAAAAUACAAAGACAUGCAUGUAUUGAUCUAUAGCUCGUACACCAUGAAUGAUACUGUGAAAGAAUAUCAGUGGAUUCAAGAAAUGAAAACCAUCAUGUUAUAAAACUGUUUCUGGAAGAAAGAUGGAGAUCUUUAGCAUGAAUUUAUACUUUUAUAAAUACUUUUGUUCGUGCCAUUUCACACUGCUGAGAUUCUAAAGCCACAGUCCCCUUUUAUUAUGAUUGAUGAACUGGCAUUCAAAAUGUCUGUGUAGGCUAUUAAAAAAAAGAAAGAAAAA
This is a messenger RNA of Carassius gibelio (silver crucian carp), 2035 nucleotides long. It is a transcript of the gene psmb11b, whose product is annotated as proteasome 20S subunit beta 11b. The record is from RefSeq and is a predicted model, not a curated record. Gene Ontology annotation, cellular component: proteasome core complex. The transcript has a single exon. Lineage: Eukaryota; Metazoa; Chordata; Actinopteri; Cypriniformes; Cyprinidae. Bases 423 to 1718 code for a protein of 431 amino acids.